Anisakis simplex (herring worm) is the source of this 858-nucleotide messenger RNA. NCBI's taxonomy places the organism in Eukaryota, Metazoa, Nematoda, Chromadorea, Rhabditida, Anisakidae. The record is from the annotation of a GenBank genome assembly.
AUGAAUGAAUUGUUUCUGUCUCAGAUCGCAACGAAAUUUUGUCUCGAAUGGUUCUGUUUGCUGCAGUUAUUUAUCCAAACGAUUAUUGCAUCAGAUAAUGUCUUUCUUGGUGCCAAUAUUAUAUACGCUGUUAAUUGCGGUGAGUUAACAUUUUAUUUUGGUGGAAAAACGCAUACAGAUGUGAACGGUAUUGAGUAUAUCGCCGAUCCAUUAUUGCUUGGUGUAGCAUCUGAUUACGGUAGUCGAUUGAACAUACUUCGAGUAGAUCCUCGUGAUGCAAUCCUCUAUCAGACCGAGAGAUAUGAUACAAACGAUUUUUCGUAUGAGAUUCCAACACCACUGGACGAUGGCGAAUACACAUUGGUGAUGAAAUUUUGUGAGGUUUAUUUUCAAGCUGCCGAGCAAAAAAUUUUCGAUGUCCUGUUGAAUGGAGAAACAAUUAUAUCUGAGUUGGAUAUAUGGAAGGAGGCCGGUGGGAUUGGUGUGGCGCACGACGAACUUUUCACUUUCUAUGUGAAAGGUGGUUCAUUAUUAAUUAAUGGUGAACAAUUCGAUGUAUCUGGUGAAUUACGUUUAACAUUUGCCAAGGGUCCUUAUGAUAAUCCAAAGAUUAAUGCUUUUUAUUUGUAUCGUGGCCCGAAAAGCGAUAUUCCACCUCUGUUGGAUAUGACAAAUGAAGUGGAAGAGGAACAGGAGGAAGUAGAAGAUUCGACCAAGUCAUCAGACAGUCUUCGUUAUGCAGAAGGACCGGCAGUUGAGGAUCCUUACGCCGAACAGGAUAGCAGUCAUAUGUUUAUACCAUUCCUGGUCGCAUUCGCUUGUUUUUUCCCGGUUUUAUUCUGCCUUUGUAAAUUGUGA